This is a messenger RNA of Pneumocystis murina B123, 765 nucleotides long. Its product is annotated as ribulose-phosphate 3-epimerase. The coding region runs from base 1 to 765 and encodes 254 amino acids. The transcript is spliced from 10 exons. Gene Ontology annotation, cellular component: cytosol. The record is from RefSeq and is a predicted model, not a curated record. Lineage: Eukaryota; Fungi; Ascomycota; Pneumocystomycetes; Pneumocystales; Pneumocystaceae. Gene Ontology annotation, molecular function: D-ribulose-phosphate 3-epimerase activity; metal ion binding. Gene Ontology annotation, biological process: carbohydrate metabolic process; pentose-phosphate shunt; pentose-phosphate shunt, non-oxidative branch.
AUGCCUAAAGCAAUUAUCGCUCCCAGCAUUUUAGCAGGCGAUUUUUCACGUUUAGCAGAAGAAGGAAUUAAAAUGAUAAAAAAUAGUGCAGAUUGGCUGCAUCUUGACAUCAUGGAUGGUCAUUUCGUCCCAAAUAUUACAAUUGGAGCACCAGUAGUUAAAUGUUUACGAAAAGCUAUUCCUAAAAGUGAUGUUAUUUUCGAUUGUCAUAUGAUGGUAUCAAAGCCAGAACAAUGGGUUCAUGAUUUUGCAGAAGCUGGAGGGGAUAUAUAUUGUUUUCACUAUGAAGCAACAAAUAAUCCGUCAACACUUAUAGAUAUUAUACAUAAAACAGGAAUGAAGGCAGGGAUUGCUAUAAAACCAAAGACACCCGUUUCAGUUUUGUUUCCUCUUGCAGAUCGUUUGGAUAUGAUACUAAUAAUGACGGUGGAACCUGGAUUUGGUGGUCAAACAUUUAUUCCAUCAUGUAUUUCUAAAGUACGAGCUCUUCGCCAUCGAUAUCCAGAUCUUAAUCUUGAAGUUGAUGGUGGUCUUACCGAAACUAAUGUUACUCUUGCUGCUGAAGCUGGUGCCAACGUUAUUGUUGCAGGCACUAGUAUUUUUCAAGCUACGCAUCCCAGUACUGUUAUCCAAACAUUUCGUCGAAUAGUUCAUACUUAUCAACCUUCAUCAUCUCCUUCAUCUCCUUCACCAUUAUCACCUUCUUCAUCACCUUUUUCGUCAUCUUAUACAUCAUCCUCGCCACUUCCACUUCCUCCACCUUAA